AUGGAGCUGAAGUGGGAACAGCUCAAAACUAUAGUAUUAGAUGAGGAUGAAUUCAUCAACUACUACAGUAACCACAUUGCUACUAUGACCGGCUCUUCUGGGAACAGCAGAGAGUUCCGACUAAAAAAACUUGUCAUACCAAGACGGUCUUUUACCGCAUUGCAACUCUCCUCUGCUUCUCCAAAUGAAAUCUCGAUGAGUGCGAGAAGUGUCUUGCUAGGAGGUAUUCCGGAGCUGUGGUACGCUAAUCAAAGCAAGAACGUCAUCAAGUCUAUGUCGAAGAUGGUUCAGAAUAAAACAAAAGGCAAGCUUCGUCAUGCAUACACAAUUGGACAGGCGCCACUACGGAACGCGCGGGACAGAUUAUCGCUUCGGGGGAAGAAGUACGUGAUGAGGUCUUCAGAAGCCACACGGAAUUUGAUGAAUUCCAACGCCCGGGAGCGAGGAUCAGGCAGUCAGAUACGCCGUCGUCUCUGCGCUCGCACGUCUGUAUCUACCAAUGAUUCCUCUGCCGUUUCUGGGGAAACAAACUUGAAGCUUCCUGUCUCCCAACAUGGCGCACAUAGCUUGGCUCCUACCAGCUUUUCCAUGACAGACAAUUCGACCCUUAACCAAGGCACCAUAAAUGUCUCGGAGACCUCCAACUUGGAUACUCGGGUAGAGUCAGGUACCAUACACCCUAUCCCUAAUGUGAAGUUUGAAAUGGCCAGUUCGUCCUUAAAUAGUACCUCAGACAUAAUGAGCCUCCUUCUACGACUGAAGCAUACCGACUCGGAGCAAUCAUCGACUUGUGACUCUGAGUCCGUUUAUUGCUCAGCGAAGGAAUUCCUCAAAAUCACAGGUGAGUGUACUACAGACCGAUCGCUAUUGAACCAUGAUUACAUAUCAGGGCAGUCCAUAAUGACAGUUGAAGCUUCUCACAUGCGCGAUGCAGAUAAAAGUAACAUUAUGAGCACGGGUAUAUCAAAGGAAAAGGAUGAAGUUCCUAAAGGAAGUGGAACCUCUAAAAUCAAAUUCGAGAUUACCAGUGAAAAGCAAGAAACACAGACAAUUAAAUCACCAGAGGAGGAGCUAAAAGUCUUAAAACCAGAACCAGAAAGAUUGCCAUACUCUAAGAAGAAACUAUUAUCCUCUUGUCCUUCGUGGGAUGAGCCUAUGAACGGAACUUGGGGCGUAGCUCAGCGAGCGAAAAGCUUGGUUAUCCAUGAAUGGAAUUUAGUGAAGGCAAAGGAACACGAACUUAAAAAUAGAUAUUUUAAUCGUUUUAGAACCGGUGAAAUUCUAAUGAUGGAGAAAAUGUUGGUACUCGUGAAAUCUGCCGUAUCCGUUACUCAUCCUCCCACCACGUUUUCUGAUGUGGAACCAAUUGACACACGGGUUUAUGGCCACUGGAAGGAGCUUAUUGUUUUGGCGAGAGCGACAGGUGAUCCAGAUGCUCCAAUUUUUAUGCAGUUUCUCGAUCGUAGCGGGCUUCCGAAAAUAGAGAAGUGCAGUCAUUCCACUAAGUCUAUGGAUUUUUCCUUAACCGAGUCCUGUUCUGUCGGGUACUAUAAUUGCUUGGACAGGACUAUCUAUAUUUUGAAGCCAGACGAGAAAUUGGAAACCGAUUUGAGAGAGGGAACCGUCAGCGCAAAAUGUCACAGGUAUAAGCCCCUCAAGAUAUAUAUUCUAAAAUGCAGCACACUAUGGUCAUCUGGGAAAUGGUUAUCUUUUUUGCGUGAAUCAAUUGGUCUUCAGAUUAUUCCUGAAUCCAUUGAUAUUCAUCUUCCGCAAACAAGAAUGACUUUAACUGUUGCGCUACCUCCACAAGCACUAAAGGAGAUGAAAGAGCAGGCGCACGCUGAAGAAGCUGAAUUGAAGAUAUUGCAAUUGAAAAAUGGAUAUAAAGUCAUUACAUACCCUAUUUUACGUUACAUGGGCAUUGUCAUAAGGAAUAUAUUGACGGAAGCCGGAUACACAGAUAUUGUACGAAACUGGGAGAGAGAGAAUUCAUUAAUGGGAUUCAGUUGGAAACGAUAUGAUAUGCUUGAAUGGGUCCUAGGUGAUCAAAUUGAUGCAUUAUAUGGCUCAUUUAUAGCAAAUGCUUCCCAAGUGUUGGAAUAUAGACCUCUCACAGCUUAUCCGAGAACAGUGGAGUUAGAAGGGGGAUCUUGUUUGAUUGAACCUCCGCCAAUUGAGGGAUUUCUUGCACUUUGUUCGCAUAGAUACAGAGAUGGGGUGAAUGGCUCGUUCAAUCGACGCUUCAUAAAGUUAAAGUACAUGUUCACAUGUAAUGGAGUUUUAUUCUAUACACGUGGAACGAAGGCGAUGCCUCCUUUACCAGCCUUCAAUACACCUGCCGUCUACAAUGGUUCGCAGCCAUCUCCUCUCUUGGAAGAUAUGGUGGGGUAUAUCCCAGAUAUAUAUGAGCAUAACCCUUACCCGUUAGAUCAGUACCAACAUAUUAGAUGGCUAACAGAUGACCUAACGCCAGCAGAGUUUCUGGAGUUUGACGAAUUUGCUUUGAAGUCUGCUGCAAGAAAGGUUUCACAUAUACUCAAAGCGGAGGGUGCAAUUGAUCUUACCCAGAUAGAAUCCAUUUCAACUUUGGAUAUUGAGGAAGCCUGUCGAAUUACAAAGUCAAUUAAAGUAUGGAAUGGCGUUAAUAACCUCUUUUGGAAGACACAGUCGACAGUUGAUGACACUUCGAAGUCACUCAUCGUGGUAAACAUGAAAAAUGGCUCUAAAAUGCAAUUGCUAGCACCGAGUAUAGCCAUGGCAAAAGAAUGGAUUAAAAGAUUAACACUAUUAUCUGAAUACUGGAGAGAGAGAUUGCACAAGGAUCAAGAGGUCAUGUGGACGACAAAAAUGGCAAACUUAAAAAUGUUAAGAAUUCAGGAGCAGAAUGAAUUCCAUAUUUUAGGCAACACCCCUAGGUGGGUAAACGAACGUGGUUAUGCUAGUGAUGCCAUAUACAACGUUAGUUCAUAUACAGUUUUGCGGCCCUUGAUUCAUCAGGGCAUCUUAUACCAGAAGCCGCGCAAACAUUCCGUCUUCAAAAAGUGCUUUCUUACUCUAGUCCCCGGUUUUAUCAUCCUUUAUGAGUGUUUUAAAAGAUCCAUGAUGGGUUAUUCUUAUAAAACAGUGGCUUAUCACCAUUAUAUGACUGUUCCGCUCGAAGAAUGCUACAUAUAUUCAGGUAAUAUUACUUCGCAAGACUUACUAAGGAGAGAACGUGAAUUUAAUAGUGGUAAUCCUGGUAAUAGGUCAUUGCCCAGAGUUUAUCAAGAUGGCUGGAAAUCUCUCGAAGAUGAACCAUAUAGGUGUUUUACACUAUGGUUUGGCAACAGGGCUAUAUCGGAUUAUAAUGUGGCGGGGAAGCAUUCUGACUCUGAUGAGGUUCAGGACGAAAUUCCAGAAUCAGGAACCCAUACCCAACCAUUAACGGCAUCCGGUAACUUUGAAAAUCAAAGUGAUCAAAAAACUGGUAAAAGAUUUAGAGUCUCAGGAAAAUCCAUGGUUUUUAUGGCGAGGUCAAGGCAAGAUCGAGAUGUUUGGAUUUAUAAAAUCCAUUGCGAAUUGGAAAGGAUAAAGCAAGGAUGCAAUCACAAGAUAAAGAAGCAGAAGCCCACGGUCUAA
Messenger RNA from Eremothecium gossypii ATCC 10895, 3618 nucleotides. RefSeq names its product Spo71p (gene SPO71). Gene Ontology annotation, biological process: protein localization to prospore membrane; ascospore-type prospore membrane formation. The record is from RefSeq and is marked provisional. Gene Ontology annotation, cellular component: prospore membrane. NCBI's taxonomy places the organism in Eukaryota, Fungi, Ascomycota, Saccharomycetes, Saccharomycetales, Saccharomycetaceae. The transcript has a single exon. The coding region runs from base 1 to 3618 and encodes 1205 amino acids.